GAUGGCAGGUUGUGGACAUGGUCGAUGUGAACAUGACCACACUCAUGGUAUCGGGGAAGAAAAAGGAUUUGAGUAUUCAUUGUAUAAAAAAAUAGAUUUCACCCACCUUGAAGUUCUGAACGAAGCUGAAGAAGGCUCUGGUAAAUCUGUCUUUAAACCAUGGGAAGAAAGGCUCGAUUCUAACAAGUUUGUUGAAAGUGACGUGGACCAGGAGCUGCUAUUUAAUAUACCGUUCACUGGUAAUGUGAAAUUAAAGGGGGUUAUUAUAGUCGGUGGGGAAGGUGAUUUUCAUCCUAGAGUUAUGAAACUUUUCAAAAACAAACCACAUAUGACAUUUGAUGAGACAGAAAUUGAGCCGGAUCAAGUGUUUGAACUAGUAGAAGACGUGAAUGGCACAGUGGAGUACAAUACAAAAGUGCCACGAUUUUCCAGUGUGCAAUGUUUAUCAAUAUAUUUUCCAAGUAAUUUCGGAGCAGAGACAACCAAAGUUACAUACAUUGGGCUUAGAGGAGAAUUUCAAGAGGCUCGACGGCACGAGGUGACCAUCUGUAAUUACGAAGCCAGAGCAAAUCCUGCAGAUCAUAAGACAAACUUUUUAGACACGGUCAACCAUGCAGUAUCAUGAUAUGUGCUGUGCAUUGCUGAACAUUGUUCACUGACAGUACGAAGGAUGUUAUUUAGAGAGAUGCGUUGUAUCUUUGAUUUCACGAAAUCCCUGUGUUAUAUCAAGAUUUAUAAAUGAAGAGAUCUUGUAGUAGUUGCCUGCAGUCAAUCUCUUACCCGGCUGAAGGCUCGUUUAAUUUUGGGAAAAUUUUUUAACACCACUAGUAAUAUUAAUCCCAGAUUGAACUCGCCAUUGUACGAUACCUUACCACUUGAAAUGAAAGUGUACAUUAAAUAUAAAA
Molecule: messenger RNA, 905 nt
Organism: Dendronephthya gigantea
Lineage: Eukaryota; Metazoa; Cnidaria; Anthozoa; Malacalcyonacea; Nephtheidae
Product: PITH domain-containing protein 1-like
Exons: 6
Coding region: 2-625 (207 amino acids)
Cellular component (GO): nucleus
Source: RefSeq, a predicted model, not a curated record